AUGGAAGUGGGAGGUCGCUGUAGAGCUCUUUUGAUUUGGCCUCCUGGUAUGAACUAUCCAUCAUUCUCUGUCAACCAGAGUAUUCUAGACGCUGUCAGACCCAGACUGAAAGAUUUUCACCAGCUUUUACUCGAGCCCCCAAAGAAAACAGUCUUGAACACCACGUGGGGGGUCUUGGAUCCACCGGUUGGGAACACUCGCCUCAAUGUGGUGCGACUAGUGACCAGCCUACUGCAGACCAACACUCAUAUCAUCAACCAGGAGCUAAUAGCCCUCAACACUCUAGGAGUCAUACUAGAUAUGUACUUCAAAUAUUUAUGGAAUAAUUUUCUACACACACAAGUAGAAAUCUGUACGGCGAUGAUAUUAGCGAUGCCUUCAACCCAAAGUGAAUCUCUGGAAAUUAACAGAGAAAAUGACCAAGAACCCAUAAGAGAAAAUAUCCUUAUCAAACAUCUCUUUCAGAAGUGCCAGUUAAUACAAAGAAUCCUUGAUGCCUGGGGAUCAAACGAGAAAGAACAGGCCGAGGGUGGCCGACGGAGAGGUUACAUGGGUCACCUGACCAGAAUAGCAAACUCUGUAGUCCACAACAGUGACAAGGGUCCAAAUGGAGCACAAAUUCAGCAGCUCAUCUCAGAGCUUCCAGAAGAGGACAGAGAACGAUGGGAAGCCUUCACUUCAGGACAGCUAGCAGAUACAAACAAGAAAAACACUGUAGACUUAGUUAGCACACACCACAUACACUCAUCUAGUGAUGAUGAGGUAGAUUUCAAAGACAGCGGGUUCCACCAGGACUCCUCCUUACAGCAAGCCUUUUCUGAUUAUCAGAUGCAACAAAUGACGUCCAAUUUUAUUGAGCAGUUUGGCUUCAAUGACGAAGAGUUUGCAGAUCAGGAGGAUGUCGGGGAUAUUCCCUUUGAUAGAAUAUCAGACAUCAAUUUUUCCUUGAAUACAAAUGAAAGUGCAAACGUGGCACUCUUUGAGGCCUGCUGUAAAGAGAAGAUACAACAGUUUGAAGAUGCUGGGUCUGAUGAGGAAGAUAUUUGGGAUGAGAAGGAUGUCACGUUCGCCCCGGAAGCUCAGAGGCGCCCCAGGAGCUCAGGUAGUACAGACAGCGAGGAGAGCACAGACUCUGAGGAGGAGGAUGGGAAACGAGACUCUUUUGAGUCCACGAACGUCACAUCUGAUGACAGAAUGGAAGUGGACACUGGGGAUGGUCCAGUGUGGACGGCAAAUUUUGAUGACAUACCCAUGGAUACAGGCAGCUCCACGGCCCUCAGCGUGCCUGUGUCUGCCUCCAUGGCUGCGGUGCCUAACCCGACAGGAUGGAGCUCUCCAAACUCACGUGCAGAGACAUGUUGGGCUGACUUCUCCAGCUUCACACCUGUCAGCCCCAAGGAUCCUUUGAGGAGCAAUUCCCCUGUAGCCAUGGAGACCAGUAUAGAAACGGUGGACCCUUUGGGAGUCAAUGCGCCCAUACAGCAUGAAAACUCAGAUCAGUGGCAUCCCAACGAGACCGGGCCGACUUCCCCUAGAGGGAAGGUAGGGGCCAACUCAGACCCUGAGGAGGAGCCUGUAAGUGACCGCAUAACCGAAACGGUCACAAAUGGCUCCAUGAAAGAGACAGUCAGUCUUACUGUAGACGCCAAAACUGAAACUGCUGUUUUCAAAAGAGUGUUGAAAUCGUAUCGCGAGGAAGAGAAACAAUCUACUUCUGAAGACGCAUCUGCAAAGUUGUUUGUUGCAGAAAGUGGAGAACCGGAGAAGAGCAAUUGUCCUAGCAACUGUCAGAAACCAGGUCUAAAGCACUUAGAAGAGAAAGCAAAAGCCACUUGCGAAGCUCUAAACGGUCCCCUUGAGGACUCUGCUGCCAUUGACGAAGCCAAAUCAGAGAAGCGCACCGCAACACCAGAGGCAGCAGUGAACGGUCCAGCAUGAUGAGAGUAGCGCUGUCAGUCAGCUCCUCUCAUGCACACAACCCCUCCUCCCAGGACCACUCGGAGAGGCCAGUGCCAGCCUGGAGCCCCCUAGAAGAACCACCACCGCUGCUGUUGCUGUCUCUAACUCCAGCACUGCACUGACGCCACCAGAUCAGGACCAGCAAUAUUCAUAUUAGACCGUUGUACAGAAAGUUUGAACUGUAUGAAGAGAAACGUACUCUAAUUUUUUUUUUUCUUCUUCAUUUGUUUAUAUACUAUUGUUCUUAAAAGGUGAUCUGUCUGACAUCUUGCCACUUAAAAGUGAAUGGUAAUGUUGCUAUAGUUAAAAAUGAUUGUAUGAAUAAAAAAAAAUAUUUUAUAAAAAGACAAAUGUAUACACAAACACAGAGGAUUGAUUAACCGAAAUAUACCGAUUGGAACAUUAGUGUGACCAAAACAGCUGUCUUUUUGAAAGGUUUUUCCUCUUGCACAUCAUAAAUCUGGUAUUUAAUUUCCACGUAAAAGUAACGGCUACCACAGAAAUCUUAAAUUGGCAACCUAUGUUGGUCUGUUUUAUUCUUUAGCUUAUUAUUAGGGGAAACUGAUUUUAAAUAUUCAGAAAUGUAUGGUUUAUUUUGCCACAGGUAUUAUUUGUAAAUGUUUCUUGUAUCAACAUGAGCAAGAUUUGGAUAAAAAAAAAUUGCUCUUUGGUAUAGUUUUAACUUAAUUUAUUCUUAAAGAGAAUGAUAUGUUACUAAGAGCCCUACACGCCUCCCCUCUUGGCAAAAUUUAAAUCUGGAGUAAACAAACAGAUGGGUCUCCAUUUGCAUGUAGCUAGUAAGAGUGAUUCGUACCUGUGGGCUUGUAUGAAAUGAGGCCCAACUUUUAUAACUGUUUUCGUCUCCACACAAGUCAACCUUUCUACCUGAAAAGUGAUGGGAAUGUAACAUAUUCCUAGUAAUGCUACAAUGAUACUGCAUCAACUUUUUUUUCUUUUGUAAUAAAACGCUAUCUGUGCCAGCAAUUAUGGGAAGUAAUAUGUUCUU
This is a messenger RNA of Xyrauchen texanus (razorback sucker), 2965 nucleotides long. Its product is annotated as serine/threonine-protein phosphatase 6 regulatory subunit 3-like. NCBI's taxonomy places the organism in Eukaryota, Metazoa, Chordata, Actinopteri, Cypriniformes, Catostomidae. The transcript is spliced from 19 exons. The record is from RefSeq and is a predicted model, not a curated record. The coding region runs from base 1 to 1938 and encodes 645 amino acids. Gene Ontology annotation, cellular component: cytosol; nucleus. Gene Ontology annotation, molecular function: protein phosphatase binding; protein phosphatase regulator activity.